This is a messenger RNA of Apodemus sylvaticus (European woodmouse), 2462 nucleotides long. RefSeq names its product calpain 11 (gene Capn11). NCBI's taxonomy places the organism in Eukaryota, Metazoa, Chordata, Mammalia, Rodentia, Muridae. Gene Ontology annotation, biological process: proteolysis. Gene Ontology annotation, molecular function: calcium ion binding; calcium-dependent cysteine-type endopeptidase activity. Gene Ontology annotation, cellular component: cytoplasm. The record is from RefSeq and is a predicted model, not a curated record. The transcript has 22 exons. Bases 1 to 2148 code for a protein of 715 amino acids.
AUGCUGAACUACUCAGACAUCUUUAAUGCAGAAAAGGGGAUGGUGGCUGCCAUCAACAGCACCAGGCUCAAGGACAAGGGCAUGGGCCAGCACCAAAGCGCCUACAACUAUAAGAAUCAGGACUAUGAGGACCUCCGAACAGUGUGUCUCAGGAAGGGGGAACUGUUCGAAGACCCCUUUUUCCCUGCUGAACCCCAGUCUAUAGGCUCCAGGGAUCUGGGCCCCAACUCUCCCCACACGCAGGACAUCUACUGGCAGCGCCCGAAGGAUAUCAUGCAUAAUCCCCAGUUCAUUAUGAAUGAUUUCUCUCCCACGGACAUCUGCCAAGGGAUCCUGGGGGACUGCUGGCUGCUGGCCGCCAUUGGCUCCCUCACCACCUGCCCCAAACUGCUGUACCGUGUGGUGCCCAGAAGCCAGAGCUUCAAGAAGAACUAUGCUGGCAUCUUCCAUUUUCAGCUUUGGCAGUUUGGGCAGUGGUUUAACGUGGUCGUGGACGACCGUCUGCCUACUAAGAACAACAAGCUGGUGUUCGUGCACUCCUCCCAACGCCAGGAGCUCUGGAGCGCCCUGCUGGAGAAGGCUUAUGCCAAGCUGAACGGCUCCUACGAAGCGCUGAAUGGAGGAAGCACUAUGGAGGGCUUGGAAGACUUCACCGGCGGUGUAGCGCAGUGCAUUCGGCUCCAGAACCCCCCUCAGAAUAUGCUAAGUCUCCUCAGGAAAGCCGUGGCGAAGUCUUCCCUCAUGGGCUGUUCCAUCGAAGUCACCAACAACAGUGCCACACAAACGAUGACCCGCAACAAGCUCGUGAGAGGGCACGCUUACGCAGUGACUGGCCUGGAAGAGGUCUACUACAGAGAAAAGUUGGAAACUCUAAUUCGGGUCCAGAAUCCCUGGGGCCGGAUUGAAUGGAACGGAGCCUGGAGUGACAAAGCCAGGGAGUGGGAAGAGGUGAGCACGGACGUUCAGCUACAGCUGCUGCACAAGAAGGAAGAUGGGGAGUUCUGGAUGUCCUAUGAAGACUUCAUGAGCAACUUUACAUUGUUGGAGAUCUGCAACCUCACCCCGGAUGCGCUCUCCCCCCGGGAUUACAAGAGCCGAUGGCACGCGGCCUUCUACGAGGGCAGCUGGCGGAGAGGGAGCACUGCAGGGGGUUGCAGAAACCACCCUGAGACGUUCUGGAGCAACCCCCAGUUUAGGAUCUCUCUCCCAGAAGUGGAUGACCCAGAGAGUGACUCUGAGAGAGACGAAAUGGUUUGCACCUGUCUGGUGGCGCUGAUGCAGAAGAAUUGGAGACAUGCUCGAGAGGGACCCCAGCUGCUCACCAUUGGCUUUGUCAUCUUCUCGGUGCCCAAAGAAUUUCAGAACCUCCAGGACAUCCACCUGAAGAAAGACUUCUUCGUGAAAUACCGGGACCAUGGCUUUUCAGAGAUCUUCACCAACUCGCGGGAGGUGAACAGUCACCUCCGGCUGCCCCCGGGGGAAUACGUCAUCAUCCCCUCCACCUUUGAGCCCCAUAAAGAUGCUGACUUCCUGCUUCGGGUCUUCACGGAGAAACACAGUGAGACCUGGUUGCUGGAUGAAGUCAACCGUGUUGAACAUCUCCAAGAGGAGACUGUCACUGACCAGGAUCUGGACCAGGAUUCUAUACAGUUGUUUGAGAUGGUGGCAAACGGGGCCAACGAAGUCGAUGUGUAUGAGCUACACAAUCUUCUCAACAAGAUGUUUACAAAAUUCAAGAGCUUCAAGAUGACGGGCUUUAGCUUGGAAGUCUGUCGCCGUAUGGUCAACCUCAUGGACAAAGAUGGUUCUGGCAAACUGGGUCUUCCUGAGUUUGUGGUCCUGUGGAAAAAGAUCAAGAAGUGGACAGAGAUCUUCAUUGAUUGUGAUCAGGACCGCUCAGGGAACUUGAACUCCUACGAGAUGCGCUUGGCAAUGGAGAAAGCAGGCAUCAGGAUAAACAACAGAGUGACGGAGGUGAUCGUUGCCAGGUACGCGGAUGACAACAUGAUCGUGGACUUUGACAACUUCAUCAACUGCUUCCUAAGGCUCAAGGCCAUGUUUGCGUUCUUCUUAUCCAUGGACACCAAGAAAACUGGUUCUAUUUGCUUGAAUAUAAACCAGUGGCUGCAAAUAACCAUGUGGGGGUAGGGAGAUGCGGAGCCUGGCUCUCUCCUUCCUCCCUGCGGUGCUCCGGCCAGGAUAGUGGAUCCUCCUAGUCGCUCUCGCUCUCCAGUGCCCCAGCGCAGUGUUUACUCCGUGCCCCUGCCCUGGGCUGACGGGAACUCCAACCCCCACCUCCUACCCCUCCACACUCUAACGCCGUUUUUAGACUAAAAAUUAGGUGGAUUCUCUCCCAGUUUUUCUCUGGCGAUGGCAGCCUUGCAGCUUAGCGUUCCCGAAACUGUCAGCUCACACCCACCCGCUAGCCCGCCCUCCUGUCAGGAAUCCUAUUGCCUCCCUGC